AUGGCAGGAACUAAAGGGGCAAUACCAGUGCUACACCUUUUUCUUAUUUUGGCACUACGAUUUUCAAAGGUGUCCCUGAGGUUGGUUGGUUACUUUAGGAGAUUGAUGGACAAACUCCGAACCAAAAAAUUAGUGACUGGAAAAAGGGACAAAGUUUGUCGUUCUAAGACUGAGGGUGGUGUUGGGGUGAUAUUUGUUGUUAAGGAGAAUCAAACUGCUAUGUUGAAGUUAGCUUGGGAGUGUUUUCAUGGUAAUACUGCCUGGGAGUCACUGAUGCUUGGGUUGAUAAUUGACACUCUUUCCUCCAUUGCAUCUAUUGAUGAUUAG
Sphenostylis stenocarpa is the source of this 327-nucleotide messenger RNA. The record is from the annotation of a GenBank genome assembly. NCBI's taxonomy places the organism in Eukaryota, Viridiplantae, Streptophyta, Magnoliopsida, Fabales, Fabaceae.